GUCCCAAGAUGGCGGCCACCAUGAAGAAGGCGGCUGCAGAAGAUGUCAAUGUUACUUUCGAAGAUCAACAAAAGAUAAACAAAUUUGCACGGAAUACGAGUAGAAUCACAGAGCUGAAGGAAGAAAUAGAAGUAAAAAAGAAACAACUCCAAAAUUUAGAAGAUGCUUGUGAUGACAUCAUGCUUGCAGACGAUGACCGUUUAAUGAUACCUUACCAAAUUGGUGAUGUUUUCAUUAGCCAUUCUCAAGAAGAAACACAAGAAAUGUUAGAAGAAGCAAAGAUGCUCACAGGGAACCUGCUCUAA
Propithecus coquereli (Coquerel's sifaka) is the source of this 305-nucleotide messenger RNA. It is a transcript of the gene PFDN4, whose product is annotated as prefoldin subunit 4. The coding region runs from base 9 to 305 and encodes 98 amino acids. NCBI's taxonomy places the organism in Eukaryota, Metazoa, Chordata, Mammalia, Primates, Indriidae. The record is from RefSeq and is a predicted model, not a curated record. The transcript is spliced from 4 exons. Gene Ontology annotation, cellular component: cytoplasm; prefoldin complex. Gene Ontology annotation, biological process: protein folding.